AUGAUUACUUAAAUAGAAACCGAUCAGAAAAAGUGUGACAACUCCGAAAGAAAUGCUAUGCCAAAUCAAAUACGGGGUACCAUUUUAUUGAUAUGGUAUAGAGUUCCGAAUUCAAACAGGUGUAAAUGCAGCAGUGAAGAAAUUCAAAAGAAAUUAUCCAAGAAUUUAAUCCCCGACGACCAGAUGUUGCUGACUCAGCAGCAGCUCCGCCACUUCUCCGCCCCAAAUACCCUUCUCCGUCCACUUUCUCCUUUCCCAUUCUCGCAUUCCUUCAAUUUUCCCUCAAGGCCCUCCAAGCAUUGCAGCCGCUGCUCCACCCGCAAAAUAUGGAUUGCCCAGCUAUCUGAAGAACCCACCACCGCAACCUCCACCACCACCUCGCCUCCGGAGGAGGGCCCCAUCGAGCUCCCACCCUCAACUUCCUCACUAUUCGCUACCGACGACAACCCCACACCUCUCCAAACUGCCACCAGCGUUCUCCUCACCGGUGCCAUUACCGUUUUCCUCUUCCGCUCCAUCCGCCGCCGCGCCAAGCGUGCCAAAGAGACGAAAUUUAGAUCAUCUGGUGAAAAGAAAUCGCUAACUGAGGAGGCCUUGGAGAGCUUGAAAUCAGUUACUCUGUCGCCAGCUGAUCGCAAGUCUCCGCCUUCUCCUGUUCAGGCGUUUUUGGGAGCAGUAGCAGCUGGCGUGCUUGCACUCAUUCUGUACAAAUUUACAACUACAAUUGAAGCUUCUCUCAACCGCCAAACAAUUCCAGAUAAUUAUUCAGUUCGACAGAUAACCAUAACCAUAAGGACAAUCAUCAAUGGGUUGUGUUACCUUGCUACAUUUGUCUUUGGUAUCAAUUCUCUAGGUUUGCUGCUUUACUCUGGCCAGCUUGCCUUUAACUCCUUCAUGGAAGAUUCCGAUAAUGAGGGUGAAGCACCAUCAAGAUCGUCGGAUUCAAAACCAGAUGACGACUCUGGAGUAACAGGUGCCACUAAGGAUCAAAGUUCCGAUGAUACGCAGUAAUGGACAUGGAGAUUGGAUGGCAGGUGACCAUCUCCUAGAACAUGAGAACUCUUUGUGUCGUGAUACGGUAUUAUACUAAUUGAAAAGGUCAACAUUGGUACUAUGUGGACAGGUUUGUUUCUUCUAUUUGUAUAUGAAAAGUCAUAUAGCCUUCACAUUACAGAAGAAUCACCAACUCCCUUCUUUUAGAAUUACAAACUUCUCUAUUAUUUAUAUGACAUUUUUUGUAUUUUUAUUGUCA
Molecule: messenger RNA, 1252 nt
Organism: Salvia miltiorrhiza (redroot sage)
Lineage: Eukaryota; Viridiplantae; Streptophyta; Magnoliopsida; Lamiales; Lamiaceae
Exons: 4
Coding region: 58-1011 (317 amino acids)
Cellular component (GO): chloroplast thylakoid membrane
Source: RefSeq, a predicted model, not a curated record